AUGGCCCUCAUUUUCAGAAUACUGGCUCUCUCGGUUGCUACCGCAGCGGCUUUGCCCGCUCCAGGCCAUGGAAACUUGUCAAAGCCAUUUGUGAAAACCGAAAUUACCCCCUGGAAUGCAGGUGAAGUGACAGAGUUCCCAAUUCACUCUAGUUGCAACGCAACACAGCGUCGCCAGAUCGAGCUGGGAUUAGCCGAGGCUGUGGAACUUGCAGCUCAUGCUAAAGACCAUAUCUUGCGCUGGAGAAACGAAAGCGAGAUCUACCGAAAGUACUUUGGCAACAGCCCUUCGAUGGAAGCUAUUGGAGCUUUUGAAGUGGUUGUCAAUGGCAACAAGAAUGAUGUUCUAUUCCGUUGUGAUAACCCGGACGGAAACUGUGAUCUUGAAGGUUACGCUGGACAUUGGCGAGGUGAAAACGGUACCAAAGAAACCGUUAUCUGCGAUCUGAGCUACGAACGUCGUCGUUCACUCUCAACAAUGUGUGGAAUGGGCUACACUGUCUCGGGAUCAGAGACCAAUACUUUUUGGGCAUCGGAUCUGCUGCACCGAUUGUAUCAUGUCCCCGCCAUCGGACAAAACUGGGUCGAUCAUUAUACGGAUGGAUACGAUGAGGUUCUUGACCUCGCUAUUGAGAAUGCAACUUUGUCAACGCAUGAUUCGGAAACUCUUCAAUACUUUGCGCUGGAAGUCUAUGCUCAUGAUAUCUCAGUUCCGGGCAUCGGGUGCCCGGGCGAACAGCAUGAGCACAACCACGAAGAUGAUAAGAAAGAUGCCGCAAACUCCCAUGGAAGCACGCCAACUGCCACAAAAACGACUAGCGAAGCUCCUUCUACCACAGCCGAUGUUCCUGCUAACUGCCAUACCCACGACGGCGGCGAGCUUCACUGUACCUAG
Molecule: messenger RNA, 894 nt
Organism: Penicillium subrubescens
Lineage: Eukaryota; Fungi; Ascomycota; Eurotiomycetes; Eurotiales; Aspergillaceae
Gene: aspf2
Product: major allergen Asp F2
Exons: 3
Coding region: 1-894 (297 amino acids)
Cellular component (GO): fungal-type cell wall; cell surface; extracellular region
Molecular function (GO): integrin binding; zinc ion binding; metallopeptidase activity
Source: RefSeq, a predicted model, not a curated record